AUGUACGGGCUGCUGUGCGAGAGUCUUCACGACUUCAUCAAGGAGUCGUACGGAGAUGAUGUGUGGAAGCUGGUCAGGGAGAGAGCAGAUGUCAGGCUGCACUCCUUUGUCACCCACCAGGUGUAUAGCGAGAGCGUGAUACCCCGUAUCGCGAAGGCAGCCAGUGGAGUGACAGGGACGCCCUACAAUGAGCUGAUGAACUCCUGGGGUGUCUAUUUCCUGGGCUUUGUGGGGAAGUACGGCUAUGACAGGAUCCUCAAGGUGUUGGGUCGCCAUGUACGUGACUUUGUCAACGGCCUCGACAACCUCCAUGAAUACCUGCGCUUCAGCUACCCCAAGGUGCAGCCCCCGACCUUCUUCUGCCAGGAGGAGUCUGCUACUGGAGUCACCCUGCACUACAGGAGUAAGCGUAAAGGCUACCUGCACUAUGCCAUGGGUCAGCUGAGGCAGAUGGGGAAGCAGUUCUACGACACCGACAUCCAAGUGGAGGUGAUGUCUGAGCAGAUUGUCGGAGACUACUCCCACGUCACCAUGAGGCUGAACUUUGACAACUCAGCCUACCGCUACAUCAUGAAGGAGGAUGAGGAAGAGCAGGAGAUUUUGCCCAUUACCUCAGACUUCUUCUUUGAGGUCUUCCCCUUCAAUAUUGUCUUCAGACAGGACAUGGUGGUGCACAACGUGGGCUCGGGCCUGUCUACUGUCUUCCCUGAUCUGGAUGGGAAGAAAAUCACAGACGCCUUCUUGCUCGCUCGCCCCCUAGUGGAGUUCAACUGGAACAUGAUCAUCUCCCACCCCAACAACGGAUCAAUUUCGAAGCAGUCAGACACAAAAACCCAGCUCAACCUGAAACUAAAAGGACAAAUGAGAUACAUGCCAGAAUGGGAGUCCAUCAUCUUCCUGGGAACUCCUGUGAUGGAGAGUCUGAGUGCCAUGUUCAGGACCGGCCUGUACAUCAACGACCUGAGCAUGCACGACUCCAGCAGAGACCUGGUGUUGGCGGGGACUCAGCAGUCAGAGGAGCUGAAGAGAGCUCUCAUACAGGAGCAGAAGAAGUCCAGCAAGCUGGAGGAGAGUAUGAAGAUGUUGGAUUAUGAAAUGAAGAAGACUGAUGACCUUCUCUACAGGAUGAUUCCAAAGCCGGUGGCCAAGAGGCUCCGCAAAGGAGAGCCUGCUGUGAACACUUGUGAGGUGUUCCCAGAUGUGACCAUUCUCUUCAGCGAUGUUGUGGGUUUUACCCGCAUUUGCAGCCACAUCACCCCGAUGCAGGUGGUCUCCAUGCUCAACACCAUGUACACGCUGUUUGACACGCUCAGCGAGAAGCACCGUGUCUUCAAGGUCGAGACCAUCGGAGAUGCCUACAUGGUGGUUGCUGGGGCUCCGGAGAAAACCAAGUACCACGCUCAUAACAUUUGUGACAUGGCCCUCGACAUGGUGCGCUCCAUCGACCACCUGAAGGAUCCCUCCAACGGCAACCACAUACAGAUUCGUGUUGGGAUCCACUCUGGCAUGGUUGUGGCAGGUGUGGUGGGACAUAAGAUGCCACGUUACGGUCUGCACGGGGACACGGUCCACACCGCGUCCGCCAUGGAGAGCAACGGCAAGGAGAUGCACAUUCAGCUCACCAGCGCCACCUAUGAGCACCUGAAAGGAAGCCACUUCAUUUUCGAAAGGAGGGGCAUCAUCACCAUCAAGGGGAAUGUUGAAAUCGAGACGUACUGGCUGAAAGGCAAGAGGGACAAGGACGGGAACGCUCAGGCCGCGUGUCCGCAGUUUGAGAUUCAGACCAUCAGCAAGGCCAACAUCAAAGCCCCCGAGGCCAAACGAGCUGAGGAGGGAAUGGUCUUUCCUCUGGUUGCGGGGGACGGCAAGGACGAUGCCAAGUCUAGUCCCUCUCACCGCAUCAAGAUGGAGAUUUCAGGCCAUUCACCGGAGGAGAAGAUGGAGGAGGGCCGCAAGGAGGAGAUGUCCGGUCAUAAGGCCCACCACAAGGACGCUUUGCAGGACGGCCACAGGGACCCUCACCUGGAACGGAACUCGCCCGAGUCUGACGACCGAGACUCCAUCGCGGAGUCCCACGCCAGCUCCUGCGACUCCCACUCCUCCAAGAGUGCCAUGUGCUCCGUGUCGUGA
Messenger RNA from Pleuronectes platessa (European plaice), 2130 nucleotides. RefSeq names its product soluble guanylate cyclase 88E. Gene Ontology annotation, biological process: response to oxygen levels; cGMP biosynthetic process; nitric oxide-cGMP-mediated signaling. Gene Ontology annotation, molecular function: guanylate cyclase activity; heme binding; oxygen sensor activity. NCBI's taxonomy places the organism in Eukaryota, Metazoa, Chordata, Actinopteri, Pleuronectiformes, Pleuronectidae. The coding region runs from base 1 to 2130 and encodes 709 amino acids. The record is from RefSeq and is a predicted model, not a curated record. Gene Ontology annotation, cellular component: guanylate cyclase complex, soluble. The transcript is spliced from 18 exons.